AUGUGGACAUAUACGGCUAUAACUGCCAUUAUUCAAGCUAUUGGUUGGCAUUAUAGUUAUGCUAUGCUGGGUGAGAUUUUUGAAGAUUCUACUUGCCGAUCAACUAAUAAUACGUGUGGAAUAAAUAUGAUAUUUGUGCCAAUUUUGAAGGUCGUUAGUUCGAAAAAUUUGUUGACUUCUGAGAAAUGUAUUCAGCGUUGUUCAUGUAUAACUGAUGAAUAUGCAGAAAGAAAUGGUAGUUGUAUUGAAAGGAUUUACAGUUCGAAAGAGCAGUGUGAAAACGAAAUAUGCAAAAUUGGUGAAACAAUACUUGACGUCGAUUGCAAUUUAAGUGGAAAUGUGUGUGGAAUAAAUGCAUUAUUCGUUCUCAUUUCUCAAGAAAUACCCUAUCCAUCGAUGGUACCUCGAAAUUGUAUUCAGCGAUGUACUUGUAAAAGUAUUGAAUAUAUCGACAAAUUAACUCAUUGCAAGAAAAAAGAAGAUUUCAAAAUUGAGGGACAAACUGAUUCGUACGGUUUUACUGAAUACUGUCCGAAAGCUUAUUACAAUCUUGGAGAUGAGAUUGCCGACAUUGGUUGCAGGUUGGCUGGUCAUGAAUGCGGAAUUAAUAUGAGAUUUGUUCUUAUGGAGACUCUGAAGGCUGCCAAUAGUCAAAAUCAAAGCCACAUUAUAGGAUGCAUUUUAAGAUGUAAUUGUGAAGAAAAUUUCGAAUUUUUCGAAAAAGAUGGACAAUGCGCGAGAAAAUGGUACUGUGAAGGAGGAUUUUGCCAUCUAAAGAGGAAAAUUUACGAUUAUGGCUGUAGACUUACUGGUUUGGAAUGUGGAAUUCAUAUGAAAUUCGUUACUACGAAGAAAAUUAAUGAUGGGAUUUGCAUUCAAAAAUGUAAAUAUGCAAAGGAUGGAAAAUAUAAAGAUAAGAAAAAAAAUAAACAGAAUUUUGUUGAGCACAAAUCGAUAACAAAAUUUCUCAAGACUGGUCAGAUAUUGGAAGAUUUCGGAUGUUUAUCAUCUAAUACGGAAUGUGGAAAAAACAUGGUUUUUCGCCCAGUUGUCCGAUUCUAUAAUAUAUCAUCCUCGUUGUCGCAUGAAAAAUGCCUUCAGCGUUGCACUUGUAAUGAUAAAUUUUACGAGGAAAAUGGCCGAUGCAUUAAACGAAUUGAUAUAGAUGAGGUCGACUAUGAGGACGAUUAUGAGGAUAAAGAUUUUGUUAUAAAUCAGCGGUGCUUUGAAAAUAAAGCCUGUCAACUCGGCGAGAAAAUAAUUGAUAUAGGAUGUCAAUUAACUGGCAUAAAAUGUGGCAUAAACAUGGUGUUAAGUCCAACUUCUAUUGCGAUAAACAACCAGUGUGUUCAGUAUUGCGUUUGUGACAUUGAGUUUAUGGUGGAAGGAAAUAAAUGUGCUAAGAGAAAUACAUUUAAAACAACCUCUAGCACAGAAUAUCAGAAUAUUACGCAGGAGAGAACUGAGGAAAAUACUGGGAAUAUUGUUAUUAAAUGUAUGCGUGGAGAAUGUGAGCUUUCGGAAGAAAUUUCUGAUCUUGGAUGUAUGUUAGACGGGCAUUCCUGUGGUCGAAACAUGGUUUUCAAGAAGAUUUCUAAAAAAAUAUAUAGAACUGCAUUGAAGAAUAUGAAUUGUAUUGUGAUAUGUGAAUGUGAAGAUGGAUAUUGCGAAAAAAAUAAUCAAUGUGUUCUUCCAGAAGAACCUUCAAAUCCAUGCGAAAGAAAAAUAUGUAAAGCUGGGGAAAGAAUUUUUGACGCUGAUUGUCAUUUGAGUGGAGUAAAAUGUGGUGUUGGCAUGAAAUUCAUUACUGUACAAAAACUUCAUCCAUCUUCAUCGUGCAUUCAAGAAUGUCAUUGCGAAAGCGGAAAAUUCGAGGAUAGCGAAUGGUCAUUAUGCAGAAAAGAUGUGAUUUCUGUCAAUUUUGUCGAAGUAAUUUUUCGUAUAUAUUUAAUUUGA
Dracunculus medinensis (Guinea worm) is the source of this 1956-nucleotide messenger RNA. The record is from the annotation of a GenBank genome assembly. NCBI's taxonomy places the organism in Eukaryota, Metazoa, Nematoda, Chromadorea, Rhabditida, Dracunculidae.